AUGGAGUGCAGUAAGCAAAUCUCACGGAUUACCUUAUCCGGAGAAUUAUUGUUCGGUCCACACAUCCAAGCGAAUGGAAUGAGGCAAUUGUUCCCUUGUUGGGAUGAACCGCACUUCAAGGCCACGUUUAAUAUUUCAAUAAUACAUCCUCGCUAUUAUUCGGCUUUAUCAAAUAUGCCGACAAAGUCAGUGACCUAUGAAAGUAAUAGUGAUUCAUUACGCACCAACUUCCAUAUUACUCCUCCAAUGUCUACUUUACAAAUUGCGAUAGUUGUGACUGAUUAUUAUGACCUUAAAAUUAACGAAAACGUUACUUUGUGGUGCGGCUGUUAUUCAGUAGAGCAUUCUCCCCGAUUGGAGUUUACACGAAGAAUCAUAAAUGAUAUCACAUCGCACUUCAAAUCUGAAUUCAGUGGGAUAAAUAUUCCAAAAAUGGAUCAUGUUGCAAUUCCAAAUUUUCCACAAGACGGCACAUCGAAAUGGGGGCUCAUCUUUCAUACAGAAGCCAAUCUCAUAUGUGAUGAACAAUCAGAUUCAAUUAUGCACCAAAUAGAAGUCGCACGUUUAAUAGCAUCCAAAAUAGCAUAUCAAUGGUUUAGUAACGUAUUCAGUUAUAAUUGGUGGACUCAAUUCUGGUUACACGACGGUCUUGCUACUUUGUUUGGAGAAGAAACCAUCGUUAAGAUCUUUAAUGAUUCUACAAUCAUGGAUUUCCUCAUAGUGCAGAAUCAAUACGAAUCUCUUCAUUUGGGUUCUUACUUUGACAUGAAUCCUCAAAUCACCAACCUGUUGGAAAUUGAUUCACUUUUCAGUUUUCCUCGUUAUUUAAAAGCACUAAUUGCUUUACGCAUGCUCCAAAGUGCAAUUACCGAUAAAGUGUUUCGAAAGAAUGUUCGUACAUAUGUAAACAGAUAUACUUUUAGCGCAAUGGUUUCUUUUGAUUUCUGGUCCAUGCAAGAACCUGUAGAAGCAUUUAAAUGUUAUAUACCAUCAAAUAAGUUCUUAACUUGGAUAACGUACAGGCAUUAUCAAAUUGUAACCUUCGAGCAAGCAGAAGCUGAUUCUUACACGGGAAGAUUGUCGCAGAAGUAUAAUCCAAUCGGUCAGGGAAGAUGGUGGAUACUUAUAAAUUUAAAAAAUUAUAAAUUACGGAUCGCAGAAACAUUCAUGGAAAAUUUGACAACAUGUUUAACACCAGAUUCACCGUCUGUUACUUUAUAUGUACAACAAAUUGAUUGGGCAUAUGAUUGUAUAGUCAACAUACAGCGAGCAGGAUAUUAUCGUGUCAAAUAUAAUUUAAAAGGCUGGAACGCAAUUGCAAAUUAUUUAAAUUCAACAGCUGGAGAAUAUGAAGGAAUUAGUGUCAUCAAUCGUGCUAAAAUCAUUGAUGAUGCGUUUCAUUUGAUGAUGGAACAUCAGCUCGACGUAUCUAUAUUUUGGAACCUCACGCAAUUCUUAUCACAAGAGACAAAUUAUGUAGUAUGGUAUCCAAUGAUUAAAGUGUUCGAAUAUAUGUCCACUAUAUUUCCGUUUUCAAAAGACGAAAUUAAGUUCAUCGACGAUAUUAAGGCAAAAUUUAGAGAAUUAUUGGAUAAGCCAUUAUGGACGAUACUAAUUAAAAAACACCUAAAGGAAAAUGACUUUACUGAAUCUUUCAAACAAGAAAUAUUAAAAUGGUCAUGUACGCUCAAACAUUAUCAGUGCGCAAGGUUGGCCGAAGAUACGUUAGGAGAUCAUCUUCAGAAUCCUGAAAUAGAACCGUAA
This is a messenger RNA of Trachymyrmex cornetzi, 1764 nucleotides long. Its product is annotated as aminopeptidase N-like. The transcript is spliced from 8 exons. NCBI's taxonomy places the organism in Eukaryota, Metazoa, Arthropoda, Insecta, Hymenoptera, Formicidae. Gene Ontology annotation, molecular function: metalloaminopeptidase activity; zinc ion binding; peptide binding. The record is from RefSeq and is a predicted model, not a curated record. Gene Ontology annotation, cellular component: membrane; cytoplasm. Bases 1 to 1764 code for a protein of 587 amino acids. Gene Ontology annotation, biological process: peptide catabolic process; proteolysis.